This is a messenger RNA of Entrophospora sp. SA101, 903 nucleotides long. Lineage: Eukaryota; Fungi; Glomeromycota; Glomeromycetes; Entrophosporales; Entrophosporaceae. The record is from the annotation of a GenBank genome assembly.
AUGACAGAUACAAAUUCAAGUAUUGGAAAUUUGGUUCCUAAAGAAAGUGAUGAUAAAUCUACAAAAAAAGUUGGAGAUGAUGUGAAGACUCUUUUAGGCCCAUUUAUACAUAUUGCAUCAACAGAUAUAUACAGUGAUAAAACAAAAUUACCCCAAGAAGUUGAUGUUUUGAGAGAAAUGAUGGGAUUUGAUCUUUGUUUAUAUGUGCGUCCACUUUGGAUGGCAAAUCUUGUAGCAACAGGUGACAUUAAUGAGACUAUAUCUUUGGCUAGGAAUAAAACUGACUGGGUCAAUUUUGCCCUCAGCCUUUAUCUUUGUCCUAGAGCAAAAUUACCUUCUCAAUUAACUUGUAAUCAUAUGGCAACUAUAACUUAUGUUAAUGAAAAUAGAACAGAGGUGUUAAUUUAUUAUCCAUCAGAACCCAUUUUAGCUGAAGCAGCACUGGUGACUUUGCAAAAUGACUAUUAUCGAAAAGCUGCAAUAACAGUAUUGAAUAAUACAAUUUCUAUAGAUGGAAUAGUUAAUUCUGGUGACCAAGGAGAACUUGGCAUGAGAAUCAUUUUGCUGACUACUUGGAUGCACUGUAUUAAAAAAAGAGGUAGUAUUUUAUUUUUUUCUUGUAGAACACCUGUCAAGGACUUCAUGGAAGCACUUUUUCCCAGAUUUGGAAAAAUUAAGGAUCAUCACGAUACAUGGAAGGAUUAUGAAAUUGGGUUUACACAUUUCAUCCAAAUUACAUAUAAACCAGACUUGGAUACAUUUGAGAAAGUUUGGAUGCAUUAUGAUGCAAUAAAUCUAAAAUAUAAUCAUCAAGGUGGUGAUAUUCUGUUGGUUAUCAAGCAUAAAAAUAAAAAUGAAUUUGGAUGUGAAGAAUUGGGCAGUUGUGAAUCAAAAUAUAUAUGA